AUGAAAAAAAAAAGUGAAUAUGGUGUUUCAUCUGUAAUGGAGGACACAGAGGCGACGAAUGCAUCAAAACAAAGUACAAAUAUAAAUACUGAAGUCACAGGUGUAACUAAAGAAUCGGCGUCAUCUGACGACAGACCAAUGACUAGUGCUGCGGCAGCUGCACGAAUUCUUCCCAUAAAGGAAGAAACUAAUGACAACUUAAGUUUAAAUGCGGUUAAUGGAACGCGAAGACCUGACUACCAACCAAUACCUAGAAGAAGAGAAUACCAACAUCGAGACCCACGAGUAAUGGACAUGUAUUUAGUUGGUAUAACAGGUGGAUGA
Molecule: messenger RNA, 324 nt
Organism: Teleopsis dalmanni
Lineage: Eukaryota; Metazoa; Arthropoda; Insecta; Diptera; Diopsidae
Exons: 1
Coding region: 1-324 (107 amino acids)
Source: RefSeq, a predicted model, not a curated record